Molecule: messenger RNA, 705 nt
Organism: Triticum turgidum subsp. durum (durum wheat)
Lineage: Eukaryota; Viridiplantae; Streptophyta; Magnoliopsida; Poales; Poaceae
Source: the annotation of a GenBank genome assembly
AUGGCGGCGGUGAACGGAGGCGGCGCGGCGCUGUUCAGCGAGGAGGAACUCCGGGAAGUGAGCGGGCUGCGCCUGCGCGAGGGCUUCGUGGAGAUGAUGUGCGGAUGCACCAGCCGCCGCUACGGCGACGCCGUCGGCCGCCUCCUAAUCUACCCGUCCGGCGAGCUGGAGAUUAGCUGCGACUGCACGCCCGGUUGCCGCGAAGAAAAGCUGACUCCUUCAGCGUUUGAGAAGCACUCUGGAAGGGAGACUGCAGGAAAGUGGAGGAACACUGUGUGGGUCAUGAUUGAUGGAGAAAAGGUUCCACUGGGAAAGACAGAAUUUCUCAAAUACUACAACCUGUCAAACAAGUCUGUUAAUGGCUCGAACAGAAGUCGGAAUGGACGUCCAUUGCACCGUGAUGAGUUCAUCCGCUGUACAAGAUGUGACAAGGAGAGGAGGUUUCGUCUUCGGACCAAAGAAGAGUGCCGUAUUUACCAUGAUGCUCUUGCAAAACCUAACCGGACAUGUGCAAAUUUGACGGCUGAUAGCGUCACCUGCGAUGACGACGAGGAGCGAGGGAGCCGCAAGGUGCUCAAGGGCUGCUCCCGCGCGGCGUCGUGCGCGGGCUGCGAGAAGUGCGUGUGCUUCGGGUGCGAGAUGUGCCGCUUCACCGACUGCGGAUGCCAGACCUGCGUCGACUUCUACCGCAACUCCAAGGAGUAG